AAAUACAAAUAAUAACAAAAAUGAAGAUUAUCAUGUAAUAUAUACCUUGUAUAGGAAUAUUAUUUCCAUAUAAACCACUACAUUAUUCAUUAUUUCUCCAUUUCUCUUCCCUUUUAUUUCCUUGAGAUAAAAAAAAAAGUAUUACUAUAUCCAAGAUAAACUACUUUACCUAACCCUUAAAUUUAAAGUCUCCUAAUCUUUAUAUAUAACUAAUUUUCCAAGAGUCCUAUAUAUAUAUAUAAUAUAUGGGCAUAAUUUCUUGCUAUGAGUUUUUCUCUCUCUUCAAAUUGUGCUGCUUUCUCUCUCCUCCUCGCCGCUGCAAACACUCUCUCCCUCCUCCUACAGAGUCUAACAAGAUGACGAUUGAAACAGUAGAUUCAGAUCCACCUGAUACUGAUACUGACUCGGAGCCAUUUGUGGAGGUAGAUCCCACGGGAAGGUACGGUCGUUACGACGAGCUCCUAGGGGCGGGUGCCGUAAAAAAAGUGUAUAGGGCAUUUGAUCAAGAAGAAGGCAUAGAGGUGGCAUGGAACCAAGUUAAGCUGAAACAAUUUUUGGGUGAUGAGUCUAUGAUAGACAGGUUAUUUUCUGAGGUGAGGCUAUUAAGGAGUUUGAAGAACAAAAAUAUAAUUGCCUUGUAUAGUGUUUGGGAGGAUAAGACACAUAAUACACUAAACUUCAUAACUGAAGUUUGUACCUCUGGAAAUUUAAGGGAGUAUAGGAAGAAACACAAACAUGUUUCUUUAAGGGCAUUGAAGAAAUGGUCUAAGCAAAUUUUGAAAGGGUUGGAAUAUUUGCAUACUCAUGAACCUUGUAUUAUACAUCGGGACCUCAAUUGCAGCAAUCUUUUUGUCAAUGGUAACAUUGGUCAGGUCAAGAUUGGUGAUUUGGGUCUAGCAGCAAUAGUAGGAAAGAGUCAUAUUGCACAUUCCAUCUUGGGUACACCAGAAUUCAUGGCGCCGGAGCUUUAUGAAGAGGACUACACCGAGAUGGUCGAUAUCUACUCAUUUGGGAUGUGCCUAAUUGAAUUGGUAACUAUGGAAAUUCCUUAUAGUGAAUGUAAUAAUGUGGCUAGAAUUUAUAAGAAGGUAACGUCUGGGUUAAGACCACAGGCCUUUAACAAGGUCAAGGAUUUAGAGGUGAAGACAUUUAUAGAGAAGUGCCUAGCUCGACCGAGGGCAAGGCCCUCAGCGACAGAGCUCCUCGCGGAUCCUUUCUUUGAUGAAAUUAUUGAUGAUGACGAAAAUGAUGAAGAAGCGUAGUGUGUGUUUGGAUCAACUGGUAAAGAGUUGUUCUAACUAAAGUGUAGUGUGCAGUGUGCUCGAGCCCGCUGACGUUUCAGACCCUAAUUUGGAAAUUUCAAAGUUUGGUAGGCUUUGAAUUAACGGGUGGUUAUUAAAAAAAUUGUUGAAGGAGAACAUGGAUUUAAGUCUUGCGUGGAAUUUUAGGAGUUAGUUGAGCCUCCAAAUUUUAUUUUUUUUAUGAAUUGUAUUGGCAAGUUAUGUAAUAUUUGUUUGAUCCAAGUUCUUGUAUACAGAGAAAAAGGGUUUUUCUAAAGGUGGGUAAUAAAUGGUUUGUUAGAUUUUGCAAGGGGUGGUGCAAGAAAAUAUAUCUCUGGAAUUGCUAAUUGUAAAUAGAAUUUACCAGAGAUUAUUUGAAUGAUAUUUUCUUGUGUGUGAAA
Molecule: messenger RNA, 1681 nt
Organism: Beta vulgaris subsp. vulgaris (sugar beet)
Lineage: Eukaryota; Viridiplantae; Streptophyta; Magnoliopsida; Caryophyllales; Amaranthaceae
Product: probable serine/threonine-protein kinase WNK11
Exons: 3
Coding region: 246-1262 (338 amino acids)
Biological process (GO): protein phosphorylation; intracellular signal transduction
Cellular component (GO): cytoplasm
Molecular function (GO): ATP binding; protein serine/threonine kinase activity
Source: RefSeq, a predicted model, not a curated record